Molecule: messenger RNA, 1590 nt
Organism: Cercospora beticola
Lineage: Eukaryota; Fungi; Ascomycota; Dothideomycetes; Mycosphaerellales; Mycosphaerellaceae
Biological process (GO): phospholipid biosynthetic process
Cellular component (GO): membrane
Molecular function (GO): phosphotransferase activity, for other substituted phosphate groups
Source: RefSeq, a predicted model, not a curated record
CAAGCUGUUGCCUCCCCGUCAUUGACCUACAUACUUCUAGCCCACCUCGGAAGCUACAGCAAGCUAUCAUGAUCGAAGCAGUGUGGCCCUCCUGUCCAAAUCCCACUUGACCCAAAACAAUUCCCACUGACAGCUCCGGCCAGCUCCCGACAACCACAGAGUCCAUCACCAUGGCGAACAAGAAAAUGCCCGCCAGUGGCACGUUAUCGGAAGACGGACUCAGACAUUUCAAGACGUACAAGUACUCGUCUGUGGACCUUUCACCGAUUUCGAAUCAUAUUUUGAGGCAUUAUUGGAACUUCUGCGUCGAAUUCCUUCCAUUAUGGCUUGCUCCGAAUAUGGUCACCCUCAUCGGGUUCUUCUUCAUCAUCGCCAACGUCGGACUCCAACAGCUCGCUGAUCCUGGUCUCAUCGGCCCUACCUUCUCCUGGGUCUCCUACUCCUACGCCUUCGGCGUAUGGGCCUACUCAACAAUGGACAACAUUGACGGCAAACAAGCCCGCCGCACAGGCACCAGCUCCGGCCUAGGCGAACUCUUCGACCACGGAAUCGACAGCUUGAACUGCACUCUCGCCUCCAUCCUUGAAGUCUCAGCAAUGGGCUUAGGCUCUACUCCCUUAGGAGCUCUCACAGCUUUAGUGCCUUGUCUUCCAAUGUUCUUUUCUACAUGGGAAACAUACCACACCCACACCCUCUACUUAGGCUACUUCAACGGCCCCACCGAAGGCCUCCUAAUCGCCAGCCUCAUCGCCUGGGCUUCAGGGUACUUCGGGCAUCAAAUCUGGCACGAGCCCAUUGCUAAAGUCCUCGGAAACGCACACCUCCUAGGUCAAACCUCCGUGAAAGACAUAUGGGCCCCGCUCCUCCUCCUCGCGUUCUUCAUCGCCCAUUUACCAGGUUGCAUUUACAACGUCGUGCGGGCCCGAAGAGCUGCAAACCUGACGAUCCUUCCCGUCUUCCUCGAAUGGACUCCCAUGCUCCUCUUCUGCGGCUCCCUAACCCUCUGGCUCGGCUCCCCAUACUCCACUCUUCUAAGAGACAACCACCUCGUCCUCCUCUGCCUCACCCUCUCCACAGUCUUCGGCCGCCUCACAACAAAGAUCAUCCUCGCGCAUUUGACACGGCAACCUUUUCCCUACUGGACUGCUCUUCUCGCCCCUCUAAUCGGCGGAGCAGUGCUGGUCAAUUUACCUUAUAUUGGUUUCCCGGCACCUUCAGCGGAAAUUCAAUUGUACUAUCUUUGGGGGUAUUUCGUGUUUAGUACGAUCGUGUAUGGACGUUGGGCGUAUGUGGUUUGUACGGCAAUUUGUGAGUAUUUGGGGAUUAGGUGUUUGACGAUUCCGGAGGAGAAGUGGAGGGCGUUGGAGAGGGAGAAGCAGGCGAAGGCUGCAUAGACGGAGAUCGGGUAGUGCUCAAGGGAGGGGUUAGUGAAGUGAGCUAGUUGCAAGCUAUGACUGGGUCUAGAGAGCCGCUCAACGCUGGCUGAAUAGAGAUGAUUUGUGUUUAGUGCAUAGAGGGAGUUUUCUUGUAGUUGAGCAAGCGGCAUCAGACAGUAAAAUAUUAUAAUAGACAAGCAUGGCAUUUCGGAAG